This is a messenger RNA of Linum trigynum, 580 nucleotides long. Lineage: Eukaryota; Viridiplantae; Streptophyta; Magnoliopsida; Malpighiales; Linaceae. The record is from the annotation of a GenBank genome assembly.
ACUAGACCCGACACAUCAUCACAACCAUCCACGUCAUUAAAAACAUAACCCAAUACAUGUACCAAACCCAUGAUCCAUACAAAUUGUCCGCCACAGCCCAAGACCACCACCAUACUCCUCAAUCGGCUCCCCUCCGCCGUCGCUUCCCCCAAAUCCACCACCGCCACUUUCUCCUCCUUACUCUCACCUCCUGCCGCCCUAACUCCAUCUCCAAAAAUCUUGUGUCAUCUCCGCACCGACCACCAAUGGGGAUCCAUCUCGACUCCUCUCAACCCGUCGACGAACCCCAAAUCUCGCUUCGUUGACAAAUCGGCGGUAACAAGAGCAGACUCUCCUCCUUCGAUUGCAUUUCUAGCACUCUCUCCUUUCCAACUCGUUGGCGAACCCAGAUCUCGCUUCGUCGCCAAGAGGCGGCAACAGGGUCAGACUCUUCUCCUUCCUCCAACAACGGAUCGUCUUCCUCCAAAUUUCCCCGACUUGAGCAUCCGUCCGAUUUCUCCGGCUGCGAGUUUGGCUGCUUCUGCGGUGGAUCCAUCAACCUAGACUUAGUCUUCCCUUUGAACAAAUUGGACUUCCUCUU